Molecule: messenger RNA, 8989 nt
Organism: Corythoichthys intestinalis (scribbled pipefish)
Lineage: Eukaryota; Metazoa; Chordata; Actinopteri; Syngnathiformes; Syngnathidae
Gene: b3galt4
Product: UDP-Gal:betaGlcNAc beta 1,3-galactosyltransferase, polypeptide 4
Exons: 1
Coding region: 349-1458 (369 amino acids)
Cellular component (GO): Golgi membrane
Molecular function (GO): N-acetyl-beta-D-glucosaminide beta-(1,3)-galactosyltransferase activity
Source: RefSeq, a predicted model, not a curated record
ACGGGGAGUGUGCGUUUCGAGAUCUACAUACACAACUGUCGCAUGUGAGUAUCAUAAAGACGACAACGAAGCCCGUCCCCCAAGCAAAUGUUCACACAAAGGUUGCCUUUUACGUCUUGGGUAGCGCUUGUGGACGUCACGCUACAGGACUGGGACGUCUUUCCGUGCCAGUGUUGCUUCACUUUCACCGCGGGUGGAUCGGAAUGCAUACUUUGACACAUUUUUCUCUCACAUGUGUCCCGAUCGACACUUCGAUCGUGUCCUAGGGCUCCACGCAGCCCUACUUUAUUAGCCCACACCGAGGGUGGACGGCCGCAGCAUCCGCUGAGGCGCCGAGAGGGAGCAACGAUGCUCGUCCGGGGGCUUUGGAUAUGCACGCCCCGCUUUGGAAAACGGGGGAUUCGCCUCUUGCGGAUGAUUUGCGCGUUGACCGGCGCCGUCGCCGUUUUCUCGCUGCUCUUCGUGGACGUCGUCGAGUCGUGGAUCACGUCCAUCGGCAUGAGCAUGAGCCCCGUUCCGGAGCCGCACUCGGGCCUCUUCCCCCAGCAAAGCGCCCCUCCCAUCAAACCCGAGGAUUUCCUACUCAUGCCAAGUUCGUUAGUGUGCCAAAGAGCCAAACCCUACCUCAUCACCAUGGUCACCUCGGCUCCAGCCCACCACAAGGCACGUCAGGCAAUCCGGUCUACCUGGGGUGGGGAAACUGUCGUGAGGGGUCUGAAGGUUCUGACCCUCUUCAUGCUGGGGGUGCCAUCUGAUCACGCACUGUCCAGGCUUCUCAUUGAAGAAGCUAAGGAAAAAGGAGAUCUGGUCCAGGGGCGCUUCUUGGACACCUACUCCAACCUGACCCUCAAAACUUUAGCCCUUCAGAGGUGGGUUAAUCGCUUCUGCCCGCAGGCUCACUUUCUUGCCAAAGUGGAUGACGACAUCAUGUUCAACCCAAGCGCACUCCUGACCCUGCUCAACAAGAGCCACACCUACGAACAGUCAGACUUGUACCUUGGUAGGGUGCAUCUCCACGUGGCUCCGAACCGGGACCCUGACAGUAAGCACUACGUCCCCACCUCGGUCUACAAAUCCUCCGUCUUUCCAGAUUAUUGCAGUGGAACUGCCUAUGUUCUGUCACGCCACGCCUUACUGAAAAUAUCCUCAGUUGCUUCUGUUUCACCUCUGGCCAGGGCCCAACCACCUGAAGACAUUUUUGUGGGGGUUUGCGCCCAUGCAGCCGGCAUAAAACCCACACACUCCCCACUGUUUUCCGGUGGCCCAUCUGUGCCGUACGGGCGCUGUUGUUAUCAAGCCAUGGUGUCAGUUCAUCACAUCGCACCCGCAGAGAUGCUAGAUUACUGGUCUGACAGCCAGUCAUCGGGACAGUGCAUCUGGUUGAGCAUGAAAGUCUCGCUCUGUAUGUGCAAAGUCGGGGCCUUACUUAGCACAGCUUUUGGUUUGGGGAAGGAGUGAGAAACUCAUAAGCGGAUUUUCAGGGGGGGCCAGGCCAAGUAUAUGAUUUUAAAAUUAAAAAAUUCCGGUAAAAUAUUGUCUAUAUAAGUUGUAAAGCGAUAAAACAAACAACGAAAAUGAAUAAAAUGAGCAAAAAAAAGAUAUUUUUAUAAUGGGUCAAAAUUAUUUUUCGAACAGAUCAUGUGACUAGCACCUUAGCACCUCAUUUGCUUUGCUUAGCCAAAAAUACGCGAAGACCGAAGAGGCAAAAUGGAUAUGGCGGAAAACACUCAGGUGAUUUGAAGUUCCGGUCUGAGACCCCCAAUUUAACCACUUUUCAAAAUUGUCCGAUAUGCAUGUGUGAUUGGAAAGCUUAAAAUCUCAAUUUUCUGGGGGAAGAAACAUUUUGAACAGGAGGGCUUUUUUUUUUUUUUUUGAAAUGUUUUUUUAAACAGCAAAACCCUAUCAGGAUGUGAGAGCAAAAUUACAGACCCCAUGACUUUAUUGAGAUAUUAUUGGAUACUUACCUUGUUUCGAUCCAAAAACUCCAUGUAGCAUGUAUCACUGAGUGUCAAGACACAGCUGUGAAUGGCCACAGCUGGAUUUUUGGGGGGAUUUUAUGGGUGGAACAUGGUCAUAUAACAAGGGUUGCGAUGCAGAAAUCGCAGACAUCAAGGAGUGGUCCAGAUUUUCUUUUUCAUAUAUUUACCCUUUUAAACAUUUUUUUUUCAAUUUCUCUUUGUUUAGAUCGAUUAAUUAUCAUGUAACAUAUCGGAGAAAAUGCGACAAUUAAAAAAAAAAAAAAUACAAUUAAGCGAUAGUUAUGAGAUAGGUAUCCGUGACGUUUUUACAGACGCCAUUUUGUAAAAUUGUGACAUAAUUUGUUUACAAGUUUAAAAUAUGUGAGUGAAUAAUUUUUUUAAGUCGUUUUUUUUUUUUUUUUUUUAAACGAAAUAUGAGACAUCAGUUAAUGGUUCUAAGCUAAAACGAAAGACAUUUUGAAUAAUAAAUAUAAUAAAUUUUCUUCAUUUUAUGGCUGGGUUGACACAAAAGUGGUUGCGCGAUGUCUAAACGGGGCUUUCAGGGUAAAACGGACAAAUUAAAAAUAGUUCAGGGGCUUAAUGCGCCAUGAAUCUGCUAUGGCAACAUGUAGACAUAUUGUUAAAUCAAACACAACAGUUGUUUUGGCUUAAAAUACAGCAGUUUUGUUUAAAGAGGAGUGCAAGAGCAGAAACUGCUUUUUCAGUCUUGUCUGUGUCUUCCGCCAUAUACGUAAUUUUUCUUCAAACCUAAGCUUUCAAAAGCGACAACAACUACUGAGCAAGAACCAAGGAUUGAAAAUGUGGACCAUGAAAGACUAGAGACCAUUGACAAAAUGGUGAGCGGAGUUUCAAUUUACCCCACUAAAAACGCUAAUUGUUCAACAGAGCCACCACCUUGCCAAUGUAGUUACCCCCAUCAAAAAUUGUGUCCCACACAUUAGUUAUGAGUUAUGUCGACUUAAACAAUUAAUUGAAGCCAGAAAAGAACCAGUUAUGUAUUUUGGACAUUGACGUUUAUUAAACUGGAGAAACUCCAUACAGGACUUGAGUCAGUAAUAAGUUAUAGGUCAUCCUACGAUGUUUUAAAACCUCGUAAAUAACCAAUCACCAAAACAAAGAAAUCAAGCAAAUCAGUGCAGCAAAGUGGCUCUGCCAAGGGGAUACAAUUUUUGACUGGGGUAACUACAUUGACACGACACCAGCGGGCGUACCAUAUUCAAUGGAUGAUGUUGGCGAAAAGUAUAGCCUAAGUAGCCUGAUUUGGAAUUCCCCUCAAGAAUGAUGGGAAACAAAAAACACUCAUUUUCAUUUAUUAUAAAUAUUCUUGUAAGUUAAUUUUAUUGCUGACACUGCGUUUCGGGGUCAUCAACAUGUUGUGCCCCCCUGCCCCAAAGGUCAAACUCCGCCUAUGGACAAACUUCUCAAAACAGUAUACUCAAUACAGUGAUACCUCCCCAGAUAGCAGACCGACAUUGAAUUAACGUUGAUUUUCCAUCAAAAUCAUCAGUAUGGUUGAGAUCAAAAUUUUCGACGUCGAGUGACGUUGAAACAAUGUUGUUCUAUUGUAUGUCAGGCGAUGGUUGGGUUAACAUUGUUUUAUAGUUGAUGAACUAAUGUUGGCAAAUAGUUAAUUUAUGAUUGACAGGGAAAUAUGAUUGAAAAGUCAUUGAAUAGGUUUUGGUUGUUUCAUAGUUGAUGAACUAAUGUUGACAAAUUGUUGAUUCAUGAUUGAGAGGGAAAUAUGAUUGAAGUCACUGAAUUAUGGAUGAGCGGGCGUCUUGGUCGAAAACUUUACAUUGAUUCAGCGUUGUUCCAAUAUUAUAAAUAAUCGAAAUGACGUUUAGGUUUUGUAAGGAUUCCAACGUUGAAAUAACAUUGAGGAUGCAAAAGUGACGUUGAUUCAACGAUAUAAGAAUGACAGCGGAAUGUUGAUCCAACAUCUUUUCAACGUCUGUCUGCUAUCCGGGUCGCUACUUCGCGCUUCAAACAUCGCGCCCUCAAUCCAUUGCAGAUUUUUUUUUCCAAUUAAAAAAAAAAAAAAAAAUGCAGGAUUUUAUCGAGAUGUCCCAUCCGAUCACGCACAGCCUCUCACUCCUGAAGCAUUUCUUUCUCACCAGGCAGCUGCAGCCAUCGGCGGAGUUUGACCUUUGUGGCGCAGGGGCAAAACAUGUUGAUGACCCUGAAACGCAAUGUCAGCAAUAAAAUUUAGAAGCUAUAUGCUCGGAUAGUAGCUUAGCCCAUGCUUGUACAUACCGGCAUCCCAGUUGUGUGUGUGAGCGCACGCGUUUUUCAGUCUUACUAUAAACGUCAUAAUAUAUUGAUGGGGCACGGAGCCAAUUAAUAGGGGGCCUAUCUCCGUCAAAGCUGACCGAGCGGAAACACAAAGAGCUUUCAAUGUUGAAAAUUCUUGUGAAUAAAUGCUUAAAUCCCUGAAUUCUUUGUACAUAUGGACGUAAAACAAUCUCGAUUCUUUGUUGAAAGCAAAAACAAAAAAACGGGCAGGUAGCAUUUAUUUUACGCAAAUAUGUCGAAUGUGCUGCUACUCUUUAAGCCACUGUGGCGCCGCCUUAUCAUCACAAAGCUUUUUACGUUGAAAAUUCUUGUGAAUAAAUGAGUAAAUCCCUGAUUUCUUUAUACAUAUGGACGUAACACAGUUAACAGCAAAAAAUCAGGCGGUUAGCAUUUAUCUUACGUACAUAUUGCGAAUUAUGACGCUAAUGCCGUAGCGGUUAAUUUCUCCAAUUGAUUUUUUUUUUUCACGUUUCAAAAUGCAUGCAUAAUACGAAAAAUAUAUCACCUUGAAUCCUCGAACAAAUCACUCCUGAGACAAUCCUUCCUGUUUGUAUAUGGUACAGCUUUCGUACUUUUUUCCAACUCAAAUCUGGCGUUGGAUCACUGCAUGUGUUAAAGAAUAACUGCGACCGACUUUGACCAACUGAAGAGGAGUGUGGGACGGCACCCUACUUGAAGGCAUGGCGCAGUGUCUGGGGUUUGUGUCCCGUCAAUAUAAUUAUGAAGUCUAUGGUCUUACCUAGCGGAGAAGUAGACACCGCAUCCUGUUUGACUGAAUAUUCCAGCCAGAAUCUGUCCUCAGGUAGUUUUGGCUAAGCAAAGCAAAUGGCCAUCUCUAAGGUGUUAGUCACAUGAUGUGUUUGAAAAUUUUUUUUUACCCAUUAUUUUGUUCAUUUCAUUAAUUUGUUGUUUUAUUGCUUCACAACUAUUAUUGACAUUUUACCAGCAAGUUUUAGUUUUAAAUUCAUUAAUAGGAGUCUAUUACAUGCAAUGACAUUUUCGGCCACCAGGAAAGCUAUGCCCCGCUGGCCCACCCUUAAUCUCCGCGUAUGGCUGCAGCUUAUUAAGGUAAACGAUGAGUGACAAGGGAGCUGCUUUGAAGCGGCCAAUUACCUUUCAAAGACCACCGCCUCGUUUAACGUUUUAAACAUUGGCUGUAGCCGCUAUGGCAACUCAUUAUGUUGUGUCAUGUGCUGUUCUAAGCAGCAUGAGUUGAUUUGAGAGGACUCCAUGAAGAAUUUAAUAAAGAAUUAUCCUUUGGGGGGAAAAAAGGGAAAAUCAUGUCUUACUGUAUCUCUUUCCAAUGCUAAAUCUGAAUAAAUACAUUGAACACACCCAAAAAAAACAAAAAACAAAAAAAAACCCAAAAACAUUUUUUAAUGUAAAUGAGCUACACCUCUACUUCGCGGAUUUUAUCGUGGGGGGGGUGUCCCAUUAACCGCAAAAAACGAGGGAUCGCUGCAUGCUUAUUCAAGUGGUGACUAAGUAAAAAAAAAAAAAUCCACUAAUGAGGCUAACCAUCAAUUUUUCCUAAAAGGAACUUAACUCAUUUACUAACAGCCCAGUUUCCAGAUUGUGUGCUGUAGCAGUUGGUAUAAGAACAAAAUUGGUAUUUACAAAGUUCCGAUCUCAACCCAAUAGAAAACCUUUGGGUUAAACUUGAACAAAUAAAGGAUUUCCAGGCUUUGUGGUCUAAAUUAGUACUUGACCUUUAUGUCUUUCAGAGAAAUUGGUCAAAAAUUCCUCUUCUUCAAGAAUUCCAAAUUAAUGUGGAAAAUAAGAAUCUGGUCACCUACAAACAAGCAAGAUUUCUGGCUGUCAAAGAGGUCUAACUUCUUUUAACGAGGUCUAACCAGGCUCCACUCGUUACCUGUAUUAAUGGCACCUGUUUUAACUCAUUAUCGGUAUAAAAGACACCUGUCCACAAGGCAUCUCCCUCGAUCUGGGGCUCCAUGAAAGAUCUCACCCCGUGGCGUCAAAAUGAUAACAAGAACGGUGAGCAAAAAUCCCAGAACCACAUGGGGGACCUAGUGAAUGACCUAGAGAGAGCUGGGACCACAGUAACAAAGGCUACUAUCAGGAACACAAGGGACUCAAAUCCUGUUCUGCCAGACGUGUCCCCCUGCUGAAGUCAGUACACGUCCAGGCCCGUCUGCGGUUCGCUAGAGAGCAUUUGGAUGAUCCAGAAGAGGACUGGGAGAAUGUGUUAUGGUCAGAUGAAACCAAAAUAGAACUUUUUGGUAGAAACACAGGUUCUUGUGUUUGGAGGAGAAAGAAUACUAAAUACCAUCCGAAAAAAACCAUACCCACUGUGAAGCAUGGGGGUGGAAACAACAUGCUUUUGGGCUAUUUUUCUGCAAAGGGACCAGGAUGACUGACCUGUGUAAAGGAAAGAAUGAAUGGGGCCAUGUAUCGAGACAUUUUGAGUCAAAAUCUCCAUCAGCAAGGGCAUUGAAGAUGAGACGUGGCUGGGUCUUUCAGCAUGACAAUGAUCCCAAACACACAACCAGGGCAACAAAGGAGUGGCUUCGUAAGAAGCAUUUCAAGGUCCUGGAGUGACCUAGCCAGUCUCCAGAUCUCAACCCCAUAGAAAAUCAGUGGAGGGAGUUUAAAGUUCGUGUUGCCCAACGACAGCCCCAAAACAUCACUGCUCUAGAGGAGAUCUGCAUGGAGGAAUGGGCCAAAAUACCAGCAACAGUGUGUGAAAGCUUGUGAAGAGUUACAGAAAAUGUUUGGCCUCUGUUAUUGCCAACAAAGGGUACAUAACAAAGUAUUGAGAUGAACUUUUGGUACUGACCAAAUACUUAUUUUCCACCAUGAUUUGCAAAUAACUUCUUUAAAAAUCAAACAAUGUGAUUUUUUUCCCACAUUGUCUCUCAUGGUUGAGGUUUACCCAUGUUGACAAUUACAGACCAAAUAUUUUCAAGUGGGAGAACUUGCACAAUUAGUGGUUGACUAAAUACUUAUUUGCCCAACUGUAUAUGAGCAAAUAAGGGGAAAAGCAAACAAAGCCCUUGGGUUGGCCUGCUCAGAUAUUAUUUAACGCCUGUAGGCUGCAUAUACAGUAUUCUUUAUUGUCAUUUAGAUUUAUUACAUGACAUAUUGAAGUGAUUUACUACGAGGGUUAUAAAAAUCAGAACGCCAUAUUAACUAGGAAAGCUGCCAGUGAAUGUGUGUAUUCUGAGAACACUGGCAAGUCUAUUAGAAAUGGUUCCUAAAAAAAAAAUGAAACUACAGCCAGUUUUGUAUUAUUUACUGUAGGCUGCAUUGUUUACAUCAAAUGGGACGAACUCACAGCUAGUUAACGUCAAAUGGGUUGAACUCGCAGCUAGCUUUCAAAGCUAAUAUUAAAAAAAAUAUUGCACUGAGUCUAUAUAUUGAUCCUAUACUGAGUAGGGGUGCAACGGUUCAGUUAGCCCAAGGUUCGGUUUGAACCUCGGUUUUGGGAUCACGGUUUCGGUUCGGUUUGCGUUUUGCUUUUUUUUUUUUUUUUUUUUUUUAAACUGCCCUUAUUUUGCUUUUAAAAAAUGAAAUAAACACUUAAAAUGUAAACAUUUUCGACUGUUAAAAUGCCUCUUAGCUCUUUGGCUAGUAGUGACUGACUACUGAAAUACACACACAGUAGUAAACAAGCUACUUGGCAAAGUAACUGGUGAUACCUUUAAUGUUUUGUUUUUCCAUAAAAAAAAAAAACACAAAAAAACCCCCCAAAAACAUAGUAACCUUUGCUAUGUUUGGAGGUCAUUUAAUGUUGUGAAUCAACCGUUAAAGUUGAUAAAAUUGCUCCCGUUUUUGCAUCAGUUCCCUUCUGUCUACUUUCGACAUGUGAAAAUUUGAAAACUGUUUCAUCAGUUAAAGAUAGACUCAAGUCAAGAUUUUGCCGAUUUAGGAGUAUUUUAGAUAAAAAGUUGCUUAGGUUCGCUCGUAAGGUUUACUACAACAGAGCCUUUCUGACAAGUUUACUGCUCUAAAAUGGCGGCUGUUUACUAACGCUACCGAGUCUGUCAUUUCGCAUGUAGUUCUAUAUACAAGAGACAUCCAGGCGUAGAUUGUAUGUUGUCGGCUAAGUCAGGUAAUAUUGGAGCCACCUAGCCUAGCUAGCAUCGCGUUUGCUACAGCGUCUCAACAAACACUCUUCCCUCUCAGAGUCUCUGACUUUUCUCGCGUCAUUCAAGCAACGCAUUGUCUCGUUGCAGAAACGGUGACCAAAUCCGAACGGAUAAAAAAAAAAAAAACGUAAUGCACGAAAAACGUGCAGAUUUUGGACGUAAUGUAUGGCGUACACAUUCAAAAAUGAGUGCUCACUUGUACAAAUUACAACGAAACCGUACAAUUUGACAGGUAUGAAUUAUAGUGGACCGUCACAGUUAGGUAGUAGCACUCUGUAGCACGGGACGUCCAACUUCCAACUAUCAGUGGUCAGGGCGAAACUAUGUGCUUUAGCGAAAUCAUCUUCGAUGGCUUUGCGUGCCAUUUCAUAAAUGUCGGGGAUUACGUUGUUGGAGAAAUAUGUACGCGAGGGAACAAUGUAACGCGGGUCAAGCGUUGCAAAUAAAUUAACGAAGCCCGCCGUGUGUUUUCACUGGUGUCAUCUUCGGGGUUGUCCUACCCUGAGAAAGUGAUAUCUGUGGGUGAUGCUGGCUGAGGUGCCGGAGUCAUGUUAUAAAAGUGUUGCCAUUAGCAUGGGGAACAAGCGCUGAGCAAUGCUUGCAAUUUUU